GAAGCUGCUACUUCCCUUUCCUAACAAGGCUGAGGAUCGGGAAACAUUGCGGAAUCCUCUGCCUGACCUUCUCUCCAGGGCUGGGGCCACCAUGGGUCCUGCAGGCACUGCCCUGCUGUGCUUGGGAUUGUGCAUGGGCCAAGGGAUCAAGGCACAGGCAGAGACAUUCCUCAGACCCACCCUCGAGGCUGACUCAAGCCCUGUGAUCCCGCAGGGGACACCCGUCACCCUCAGGUGCAAGGGACAUCCUGGGGCUAUUUGGUAUUUUCUGAUGAAAGGAGAAAUUCAGUUCCAAGGUGUACUUGGAGAAAAGAUGGAGGCUAACUUCCACAUCCACUCCAUGACAAGGGACACUGCAGGGAGUUACCACUGCUUCUAUAUGACCCUGUCUGGCUUCUCAGAGCCCAGUGAGCCCCUGGAGCUGGUGAUGACAGGCCUAUACAGCAAGCCCUCACUGUCAGCGGCACCCAGCCAAGAAGUGGCCCUAGGACAGAACGUGACCCUCCGUUGUCAGGAUGAGCAGAACUUUGACAGGUUCGUCUUCUACAAGGAGGGAGGGGCCAGCACCUGUCAGCUUCAGAACAAGACGUCUCAGCCUGACUUCCUCAUCCCAGUGGUGACUGCUGCUCAUGGGGGCCUUUACCGAUGCUACGUAUUUCACAGUCAAUAUCCCUACCUGUGGUCCGAAAGCAGUGACCCCUUGGAGAUCAACAUCACAGUCCCAGAGACAUCUGGUCCAAGGCCGAAACCUCCAGACAUGCUAUUAGGUCUUCCCAGACUUCACGCGGGCAUCUUGAUGGGCAUCUCGGCACUCCUCAUCCUGCUCUUCCUCUUCUUCCUCCUCUUCCUCCUCCUCCGAAACCACCAGCAGCAGCAGCAGGCCAGGCUCUGGACUGGAGGCGAAGAUGCAGGUGUUGAAAAGACCCUCAGGAGCUGCAGCCGGGCCGAGGAUGCUCCCCUAGAGUCCCCGUGUAAGUGGAAAGGGAGCGUGUCCGGGACAACGUCUGGGACUGGGAAGAGCCGAGAUCCUGCUGUUUCAUCUCUGCCUUUUUGGCCUCUAGAUGUGACCGUGGAGGAUGUCCAGGCCGAGGAGCGCAGAAAUCCCAGUGCUCUGGUAGAAGACCCUCAGGAAGUGACCUAUGCCCACCUGAUCCACAAGACCCCCAGUCAGCACCUUGAGCAACUUCCUCCAUUCCCACCAGGGGAGACCACCCUCUAUGCCCCAUUGGCCAUCCAGUAAGUAUGCCAGUGGGGCCCAGGAGAUACUCAACUCAUCUCUCCCCAGCUCUACCUCUUCUUUCCCGGUGUGGGCCAUAAUCUCAACCACAAGACAGACUCUAAAGUCUCAUUGGCAUUAAACAUCAAACACCCAGGAAUUUGAACAUCAGAGUAUCCUCAGCCCUAUCCUGACACUGAGCGAGAACACCUCAACACAUUCCAGUUCUGUGGUCAGUAGACCAAUUAAAACCCUUUUAUUAAGCACCUACUCUGUGCCAGCCGCUAUACUAAGCCCUAGGCAAGCAUCACUUGAACCCUUACCCCCAGCAGCCUAGAAGUGUGCAUGGACUGGUGCCUUCUCCUCCUACAAUAAAUAUUUUCUGCCCUUAUUCUGCCAAAAUAAGGAAACUGGCUGAAAAAAGCAAGUAAACAAAUAAAUGUAUGAAUAAAAGAGGAAUGUGGCUGUA
Phascolarctos cinereus (koala) is the source of this 1685-nucleotide messenger RNA. RefSeq names its product platelet glycoprotein VI-like. Lineage: Eukaryota; Metazoa; Chordata; Mammalia; Diprotodontia; Phascolarctidae. Gene Ontology annotation, cellular component: plasma membrane. Gene Ontology annotation, biological process: immune response-regulating signaling pathway. The record is from RefSeq and is a predicted model, not a curated record.